AUGCUUGACAUUGUUUCUCGGAUUGAUCAGCGGCACAUUUGGAAGCAUCGGUGUGAUUGCAUUUUCAAUUACAAGGUUCCAAAUCCGACUUUGGUGGCUACAAGGGCUUUUGUGGCUUCUUCAGAGUUUUUAACAUCUCGUACUCUGUCUCUUACUUGCAAUAGGCCUCCCCCUCCUCCUCCUCCACCUUGGACUCCUCCUUGUUUCGAUUUUGUUAAGAUAAAUACAGAUGCUUCUUGGGAUAAACAAUCUCUGCAGGCUGGUUUGGCAGUGAUAGUUCGAAAUAGUUCUGGUGAGCUCCUUCAUGGCAAGACGAGGAUUGUUAGGGCUUCUUCGAUCCUUCUUGCUGAAACUUUGGCCCUUUAUCAAGCCGUGUUGCUGGCCUUGUGUUUAAAUUUUCAAAAAGUUAUUUUUGAAAUGGAUUCCUUUCAUCUUGUGCAUCUCCUGAAUGAUUCCCACUUGCUACCGGAUUGGAUCAUAUCUCCGCUGGUGCAUUAUAUCCGCGAGAUCACGGUUGCUAUUCCUUACGUUAGCUGGGUUUGGACCAGCAAGAACGCCAAUCAAGCUGCUGAUCAUAUGGCUUCUUUGGCUCGCAGGAGGAUGGGCCCUUCUGAUUGGGUUAAUCAUCCUCCUUCUACCUUCACCCGUAUUCUCCUUUAUGAUGCUGGACAUGCUCCUACUUAA
Messenger RNA from Rosa chinensis, 684 nucleotides. RefSeq lists its product as uncharacterized. The coding region runs from base 1 to 684 and encodes 227 amino acids. The record is from RefSeq and is a predicted model, not a curated record. The transcript has a single exon. NCBI's taxonomy places the organism in Eukaryota, Viridiplantae, Streptophyta, Magnoliopsida, Rosales, Rosaceae. Gene Ontology annotation, molecular function: RNA-DNA hybrid ribonuclease activity; nucleic acid binding.